AUGAGCGAGGAAGGGUCGGGAGCAGAAGAAGACGACGUGGAGAGGAUAGGGCUGAAGCUUCCCGAGAUCGCGAACCCUUUCAAAAAGGCUUUCGAUGCCGGGCAGAACUUACGAUCUACGCUAGCGGACACGCUGGGGCAGAUCACGGGCACGGCCAGCCCGCUGGAGGGUGUCAAGAUCAGGAGUCUCGAGGAGUACGAGAAGAGACUAUACUCGCCGUUCGACAGCGAGGAAGAGGUGCCGACGGUGCUAGUGGUGGGGGCUACGGGAGAGAUGGGGAGGGUGGUAGUGAGAAAACUACUCCUUAGAGGGUUUUCUGUGAGGGUGCUGGUGCGAAACUUGUACUCUAGCACGCUGGACCUUCUGGGAACGGGUGCCACCUUCGCCCAGGGGGACCUGACGAACUACCGCAGCAUCGUCGAUGCCGUGUCUGGUGUGGACAAGGUUAUCUUCUGUGCUCAAGCGAGGGAUCCGGAGCAGGCAGAGCUUGUGGAGUUCGAGGGUCUACGGAAUCUGUUAGCGGCGUUUCAGGACCAGCGGGUGGCCCUCUACGGAGAUCCGUACUCCACCAAGAAGACGUUGUUCCGGUUCAACCGAGAGGCGGACCGCGAGCUGUGGGCGGUGGACCAGGACUCCCAGCAAAGCGCCAUGUGGAAGUCGAACAAGUUCGGAUACGGGACGUUCGGCAGCACCCGCAUGUACGAGUCCGGGUACGCGACGGUGGAGUCUCAGCAGAUCAAGCUCAACCUCUCCGGGUUCAGCGGUCUUGCUGUCCGCUGCUGCGGAGACGGGAAGCCGUACCGCUUCAUCCUCCGGGAUAAGCAGUACGAAGAAAACGGCAUCCAGUUUGAGACGGUCAUCCAGACGAAGCCGAACAAGUGGCAGACGCACCGCCUCCCCUUCUCCGCGUUCGACGCCUACCUCUACGGCCAGGUGGUGCAAGCUGAGGCGGGUAUGGAAGUGGACCGAGCAUCGGUGCAGCAGCUGGCGAUAGGGUACAAGCGCGAGCCGGUGGACCCGUUCAACUUCAUCCUCUCCUUGCACUUUGUCAAGGUUUAUCGUACCCAGAUCGAGCCCGAGUUCAUCUACGUGUCUUCUGCCGGGGUGCCACCGAUGACUGACAGCAACUACGACCGCAUCCUCGAUACCCUCAAGCACGAGAGCCCGAAAUGCUACUACAACGCCAGGGGGGAGGAGCUGCUGCGCAAGUCGGGGCUGACGUACACGAUCAUCCGCGUGGAGGGUUUCAACAACCUUCCGGGAGGCAUUCAGGCCAUAGAGAUCAAGCAGGACCCGGAGAAUGUGAGCAAGGUUUCGAGGGCCGACGCGGCAGAGAUCACGGUGCAGUGCUUGCUGGACCCGCGAGCGUGCAACCUGGCGCUCUACACGACGACCGCGAGGCAAGCGCCUUCGGCGGCAAAUCCGGACCAGAAAAUGACGACACAGCUUAGCCGCCUGAGGCCGAACACGUAGAUACAGCGGUGGCGGUGGCGGCAGAGCGCGGAGCUUAGCCCCGAGUUCAUUCACGUUUACGACGGUGGUGUGGCAACGAUGACCGGGUUAUUGCCUCUGGGUCGGCGGGGGGCACCCGCGGAAGAAGAAUGAAAAACACGGUGUAACAGCCGGGGGGAGGAGGGGGAGGUCGGGUUGAAAAUGUCUGUGUUCGACUUUUUUCAGACCUGCAUAAGACACGUGAGAAAGCAUGGCCGUGAUGCAAUAUGGCUCUGUUCUUACGACGGCUAGGCAGCGGCCGCGGCAGAACAGCCCGAUAGUAGUCUGCGGAGGAACGCACGUGUGCCUCCGUCAGCGGCAUCAGAGGGGAGGGCGAGGAGGAGAGACGGGAGGCCGGACCCGACAGAGAGGAAAGUAACACGCACGCGGGGCCGCACGCCACGAUGACCCAAGCGCCUUGCCUUGCAAUCGUAGCGUGCGACGGGGUCCACGUCGAGUUUUUGUCACAUCUACCAAGAUAAGCGGAUAGAGUCAACCUCUCUCUCAUCGGAGGUGGGGGAUGUUAACUAAUAGAGACACAGAAGACAUGAUCGAAAAAACGCUGAACGUGUCUCUCUAAGGAACGGCGAUUUUUGUUUGAGGCGUACAGUGGUAGUCGUUAGGAAAGGGUUGGUUUGCCUGCGCGUUCCCGACAUUGUUGGGGUGGACGGGUGCGGCGUAAACAGACCGGGGGGGGAGGGGGGCACGCAGACUUGUCCAUUGGCCGGCAGGGUGGCGCCGGCCGUUGUGCUGUGCCUUGAUAAAACGUUCGGCCAUUUCGAUUACCUCCCGACACGAUGAUGGAGAGGGUGGAUGCGCAUGAUGUGCCUCUCCUGCUUCAACUGACGUUUUUAUUUCUCCCCAGAAUAGCUGGCGAUCAAUGUAAUUAGGUCGUCGAGCGUGUUGCAUUCGGUCCCGUUUGAUGGGACGACCUAUCACUAGAAUCAGGGAAAAGUCCCCCCCCCCCCCGCUUUGUAGAUGCGCUCGCAAUUCAGAUGAACCCUGAAGGCGGUGGUCAAGGAUUUGUUUUCUCGAGCGUUGUUUUGUCUCUUUCGUUCUGCUUGCUGGGCGAGGGAUAGCCUCCGUGCGAUCAUUGUUUUUCGAGAGGUACGUCGGGUAGCGACCGGGGCUGCCAUACGCGUGUGAACGCCUCUCGAAGCUGUACCGUGGUCGUUAGUGAGAGUCGUGACAACGGGGUCUUGAUUCGACAUUUCGAAGAAGCUUCUUCUUCUGUGCUUCUCGCCCCCCGGCAGACCGGUGAUUGGUGUGCCUGCUGUUGUAGUUGGGGAUACAUGCAUGCAUGCGUUGCACGGAUCAAGGUCGAGUCGGCUCCCGAGGUUGCACCCUAGACUCGAGUGAGUUUGAUGUUGUUUCU
This is a messenger RNA of Ectocarpus siliculosus, 2866 nucleotides long. The record is from the annotation of a GenBank genome assembly. NCBI's taxonomy places the organism in Eukaryota, Phaeophyceae, Ectocarpales, Ectocarpaceae.